CCGACGGAGCCCUCAGAGAGAACACCCCGGGGCAAGAUGGCGGUCGGGCCUGAGCUGCUGUCCCGGGCCUGGGAUACCUCAGAGGUAUUGGACUGAGGCGGUGGUAACUGUAGCUCCGACCCCGAGCGCCGGGACAUCGAGUGGAUAAAGGUCUACGGCCUGCGGAAAAAACAAGCUCCUCUGAAGAGAGAAGCUGCCCUCAGCUGUGAGUCCUGUGCAAGAUCCUAAUGAUAACCUGGCAUUUCUGCAUCACAGGCAGAUCCUCGGGGUUUGUGCACGUUUGCAAGCAUGUUCACCGUUUCACAGACCUCGAGAGCAUGGUUCAUCGACAGAGCCCGUCAGGCUCGAGAGGAAAGGCUCGUGCAGAAGGAGCGGGAGCGGGCAGCCGUGGAGAUUCAGGCCCACGUACGGAGUUUCCUCUGCCGGCGUCGACUGCAAAGAGAAAUCCGGAGAGAGAUUGAUGAGUUUUUUAAAGCAGAUGACUCCGGGUCCAGUAAAAGAAGCGCACUUUGUAUUUUUAAGAUCGCCAGGAAACUGCUGUUCUUGUUCAGGAUUAAAGAGGAUAAUGAGAGAUUUGAGAAGUUGUGUCGCUGCAUCCUGAGCAGCAUGGAUGCUGAGAGUGAACCCAAGGUAUGGUACGUGUCCCUGGCUCUUUCCAAGGAUCUCACUCUCCUAUGGAUUAAACAGAUCAAAAACAUUCUGUGGUAUUGCUGUGAGUUCCUUGAGCAGCUCAAGCCUGAAAUUUUACAGGACUCCAAACUCAUCACACUGUACCUCACAGUGCUUGUCACGUUCACAGACACUUCAACAUGGAAAAUUCUCCGGGGAAAAGGUGAGAGUCUUCGACCAGCCCUGAACCACAUUUGUGCAAAUAUAAUGGGACAUCUCAACCAGUGUGGAUUUUAUUCUGUGCUGCAGGUACUAUUAACCCGUGGCCUGGCGAGACCGCGGCCUUGUCUGUCCAAAGGCACUCUGACGGCGGCCUUGUCCCUAGCGCUGCGCCCUGUGAUCGCUGCACAGUUUUCAGAUAAUCUGAUCCGGCCAUUCCUCAUCCACAUCCUGUCCGUGCCAGCUCUCAUCAGUCAUCUCAGCACGGUGACCCCAGAGCGCCUCACUGUUUUAGAAUCUCACGACAUGCUCCGUAAAUUCAUCACAUUUUUAAGAGACGAAGAUCGAUGCCGUGAUGUGUGUGAAAGUUUAGAAGGAUGCCAUACACUUUGUCUCAUGGGCAACCUCCUGCACUUGGGCUCCCUCAGCCCCAGAGUGUUAGAGGAGGAGACGGACGGGUUCGUGAGUUUGCUCACCCAGAUGCUCUGCUACUGUCAGAAGUAUGUGUCCCAGAAGAAGUCCAACUUGACCCACUGGCACCCUGUCCUUGGCUGGUUCUCCCAAUCCGUGGACUAUGGCCUUAAUGAGUCCAUGCCGUUGAUCACCAAACAGCUGCAGUUCCUGUGGGGGGUGCCUCUGAUCCGGAUCUUCUUCAGUGACAUCCUGAGCAAGAAGCUGCUGGAGAACCCGGAGCCAGCCCAUGUGCAGCCCGCGUCCCCACAGAACGUGCUUCCCGUGAAGACUCUCUUGAAGCGUGCGUUUCAGAAGUCCGCGUCAGUUCGGAACAUUCUCAGGCCUGUCGGGGGUAAACGUGUUGAUUCCGCGGAGGUCCAGAAGGUCUGCAACAUCUGCGUCCUCUACCAGACCUCGCUGACGACACUGACCCAGAUCCGGCUGCAGAUACUCACAGGUCUCACUUACCUUGAUGACCUGCUGCCCAAACUGUGGGCGUUUAUCUGUGAGCUGGGGCCCCACGGAGGGUUAAAGCUCUUCUUGGAAUGCCUCAGCAGUGACACUGAAGAGUCCAAGCAGCUCUUGGCCAUGCUGAUGCUGUUCUGUGACUGUUCCCGGCACCUCAUCACGAUCCUUGAUGACAUCGAAGUUUAUGAAGAACAGAUUUCAUUCAAACUGGAAGAGCUGGUCACCAUCUCCUCUUUUCUGAAUUCCUUUGUGUUCAAGAUGAUCUGGGACGGAAUCGUAGAGAACGCCAAGGGCGGGACCUUGGAGCUGUUCCAGUCCGUCCACGGGUGGCUGAUGGUGCUGUAUGAGCGGGACUGCCGGCGGCGCUUCGCCCCUGAUGACCACUGGCUGCGAAAGGAUCUCAAACCCAGUGUGCUCUCCCAAGAACUCGACAAGGACAGAAAACGGGCACAGCUGAUCCUGCAGUACAUCCCACACGUCGUUCCUCACAAAAACAGAGUUCUCCUGUUCCGCAACAUGGUGACCAAGGAGAAGGAGAAGCUGGGGCUCGUGGAAACCAGCUCCGCCUCCCCUCACGUCACGCACAUCACCAUCCGCCGGUCCCGGAUGUUGGAGGACGGCUACGAGCAGCUCCGGCAGCUCUCCCAGCACGCCAUGAAGGGCGUGAUCCGCGUGAAGUUUGUCAAUGACCUCGGGGUGGACGAGGCAGGGAUUGAUCAAGACGGCGUUUUCAAGGAGUUCUUGGAAGAAAUCAUCAAGAGGGUGUUCGACCCGGCACUCAACCUGUUCAAGACAACCAGUGGGAAUGAGAGACUCUACCCUUCGCCCACGUCCUACAUUCAUGAGAAUUACCUGCAGCUCUUUGAGUUUGUGGGCAAGAUGCUGGGGAAGGCUGUGUAUGAGGGAAUCGUGGUGGACGUGCCCUUUGCAUCCUUCUUCCUGAGCCAGCUGCUCGGGCACCACCACAGUGUCUUCUACAGCUCUGUGGACGAACUGCCCUCUCUGGACUCCGAGUUCUAUAAAAACCUCACUUCCAUUAAGCGGUACGAUGGGGACAUUGCUGACCUGGGCCUGACACUGUCAUAUGAUGAGGAUGUCAUGGGUCAGCUUGUUUGCCAUGAACUGAUUCCUGGAGGGAAGACCAUCCCUGUUACAAAUGAAAAUAAAAUUAGCUACAUCCAUCUGAUGGCCCACUUUCGAAUGCACACUCAAAUCAAGAACCAGACAGCUGCCCUCAUUAGCGGAUUCCGUUCCAUCAUCAAACCCGAGUGGACCCGGAUGUUCUCAACCCCUGAGCUCCAGCGACUCAUCUCCGGGGACAAUGCUGAGAUUGAUCUGGAAGAUUUAAAGAGGCACACAGUGUACUAUGGUGGCUUUCAUGGAAGUCACAGGGUCAUUAUCUGGCUCUGGGAUAUCCUGGCGUCUGACUUCACGCCCGACGAGAGAGCCAUGUUUCUGAAGUUUGUGACCAGCUGCUCCAGGCCUCCGCUCCUGGGAUUCGCCUACCUCAAGCCUCCUUUCUCCAUCCGCUGCGUGGAAGUGUCGGACGAUCAGGACACCGGGGACACCCUGGGCAGCGUCCUCCGCGGCUUCUUCACCAUCCGCAAGCGGGAGCCAGGCGGCCGUCUGCCCACCUCCUCCACCUGCUUCAACCUGCUCAAGCUGCCCAACUACAGCAAGAAGAGCGUCCUCCGGGAGAAGCUGCGCUACGCCAUCAGCAUGAACACGGGCUUUGAGCUCUCUUAGCGCCUGCUCUCGGGGACUCCUGGGCUCCUGGGGACCCUCUGCCCCGGGAGGCGGCGUUCCCCUGGGAGCACAACCAACAGGUCAG
Vicugna pacos (alpaca) is the source of this 3580-nucleotide messenger RNA. RefSeq names its product ubiquitin protein ligase E3B (gene UBE3B). Gene Ontology annotation, molecular function: ubiquitin protein ligase activity; protein binding. Lineage: Eukaryota; Metazoa; Chordata; Mammalia; Artiodactyla; Camelidae. Gene Ontology annotation, biological process: ubiquitin-dependent protein catabolic process; protein polyubiquitination. The record is from RefSeq and is a predicted model, not a curated record.